AUGGCGCGGCCCUGCACAGAUCUGGUCGUUCUCGUUGGUCAGCACAUUCGAGCGAUUCUCGAGCGCGUUCCCGGCGCGAAGGUCCUCUUGCUGGAUCAAGAGACAACAGGCAUCGUCUCCACAGCUGUCUCUCAGUCAGACAUUCUACAGAAAGAGGUCUUCCUCGUGGACAGACUCGACGCGCUCCCGCGCGGCCGCUUUGAGCACCUCAGCGGCGUCUGUUUCCUUCGCCCGACGAACGAGAAUCUCCUUCUGCUGCUGCAGCUCCUGCACCAGCAGAGCCGCCGACAAAACAGCCAGAGCGCGGGCGGCGUGCCUCUGACGGAAGACCCCUCUCGACACCCCGACCCCGUCGCGCGCUUCAAAGACAUUUACUUGUUCUUCACCUCCUCGGUGCAGCAGCAGCCGCAGCUCCUCCGGCGUCUCGCGAAACAGGAUGAAGCCGACAAAAUCGUGCAGGUGGAGGAGUUCUACGUCGACCUGUACGCACUCGACCGCGACGUGUUCACGCUGAACAUUUUGGCGGUGGCGCCGCUGCAUGUCCAGGACCUUUCUCUGUGGACGCCCUACGAGGAAUCGCUUUUCCAGCGCAUGACAGACGGCCUUUUUUCCUGCGUUGCCCUUCUCCGCACCUUCCCUCUCGUCCGCUUCCAGUCCAACAGCGUCGUCAGCAAGCGCCUCGCCGCAGCACUUCAGAUGCGGAUGGCGGAGAACGCAGAUCUCCUUGACAAGCGGCCGCAGGGCUCCGGAAAGGCAGGUUCGGCGGACGCAUCGGGAGGAAGCUCGGCAAACGGCGGAAGCAAACUGGUUCUUUUGAUUGUAGAUCGGCGCGAGGACCCGGUGACACCGCUGCUGAAUCAGUGGACUUACCGAGCAAUGCUUCACGAGCUGAUUGGAAUCCAAAACAACCGCGUGGAUAUGCGGCGCAUCCCAGGCACAAACGAAGAUCUCCUUGAUAUUGUCAUGAAUCCAGCGCAGGACAAAUUCUUUAGGGAAAAUCUCGAUUCGAACUUUGGAGACCUGGGCUUGAACGUGCAGAAGUACGUCCGCGAGUAUCAGUCCAAGACCGAGUCUUCGGGGCAGCUGGAGUCUGUGGAAGACAUGCAGCGCUUUGUCGAUGCGUACCCUGAGAUCCGGAAGCUCGCAGGCAACGUCUCGAAGCACGUGACCGUCAUCCACGCGCUCUCCAAGAUCGUCAACGACCGGAAGCUGCUGGACGUGUCUUCGCUGGAGCAAGAGAUCGCCUGCAAGGAGGCGCGCAGCGAGCACUUCUCUCAAGUCGCCGAGUUCGUCCAGAACGACCGCAUCAGCAACAUGGACAAGCUGCGACUCGUUCUCCUCGUCUCACUCAGAUACGAGGGCGAUCCUCGCAUCCAAGAGCUGACUGACGGGCUCAGACGCGCUGGAAUUGACGAGGAGGAAAUUCUUCUCGUCAGCGCCAUGACGCAGUACGCCGGCAGACACGUCCGCAGCGCCGACCUCUUCUCGAAUCGGAACUUCUUGGCCGUUGCCAGGAACACUUUGCAGCGCGGCUUGAAAGGCACCUCGAACGUCUACACGCAGCACAGGUCGCUGCUGUCUUCCACUGUGGAGAGCCUCAUCAAAGGGCGGCUGUCGAACGAACACUACCCCGUGUCUCCGCCGGUGGAAUACGGAGCAGCAGCUGCGCCGCAUCUUUUGCAGCCUUCACGUGAAAAACCACAGACGGUUGUCGUCUUCAUGGUAGGAGGAGCGACCUUCGAGGAAGCGCGGGACAUGCGAGACCUCUCGAAGCUGACAGGCUGCACGGUUCUCCUCGGCGGCACGACGAUUCACAACUCACGGUCCUUCUUGGCAGACCUCUCGCAGCUUAUCAAGGGCCAGGCUCUCCACAUCCUCAGCUGA
Molecule: messenger RNA, 1884 nt
Organism: Besnoitia besnoiti
Lineage: Eukaryota; Apicomplexa; Conoidasida; Eucoccidiorida; Sarcocystidae
Product: Sec1 family protein
Exons: 12
Coding region: 1-1884 (627 amino acids)
Biological process (GO): intracellular protein transport; vesicle-mediated transport
Cellular component (GO): Golgi membrane
Source: RefSeq, a predicted model, not a curated record